Messenger RNA from Ziziphus jujuba (common jujube), 2624 nucleotides. Its product is annotated as trihelix transcription factor GTL2. Bases 259 to 2133 code for a protein of 624 amino acids. The transcript has 3 exons. NCBI's taxonomy places the organism in Eukaryota, Viridiplantae, Streptophyta, Magnoliopsida, Rosales, Rhamnaceae. The record is from RefSeq and is a predicted model, not a curated record.
CUAAAUGUAAAAAUAAGGGCCAAAAAAAAAAAGUAAAAAACAAAACAAAAAAUUAAUCUGAUAAGAUGCCCUCCAAUCUUAUCCCUACUCAUUCAAACUGCUAAGCUGAAAGAUUUGAGUCUGUUGUUAGGGUUUUACUUCCCCAUAGAGGAAGAGUUCACUCUUUCUUCUUCACCUCGCAACAUUGUUGCUGCAUACCAUUUUCAAAAAAACCAAAAACCAAAAACCAAAAAUAUUUUCACAACAAAACAAAAAAAUAUGCAGUCUGACUAUGAAAUAGCUGGGAUUGUUCCUCAUCAACAAUUCAUGGACACAGAUUGUUGUUCAUCAGUUUUUCCUCUCUUAACUCCUCCAAUACCAAACCACCAUGACCCUCUUCAUCAUCAUCAACACCAUCCUCAACUUCAUCAUCACUCACAGCAACAACAAAAGCAACAACAGCAUUACCAUAUGAACCACAACCACCCAGUUCAUCCAGUUCCUCCUAUUACCCACCAAUUUUUCCAACAACAACGCCUUCCCUUUCAGGCAUUGCAGCACCAGCAACAACAAGAAGAACAACAACAAGGAGGGAGGUUGCAUCAUCAUCAUCAACAGCAGCAGCUCCGGCUGGAACAAGAACCGGGUCAAUCCCCAAAUAAUUUUUUCCCUGUGAAUUUCAAGCUGGGUCUGAAUGAGAACAGUCGCAGACAAGAGUGUGCUUUGAAUGGUGAAUUGUUCCAUGGAAAUGAGCUUCAUGCUUCUGAGAGCACCAGACCAUAUUCUUCAGGAUUUUUGCCCAAAUGCUGGCAGACCCAAGAAUAUUCCGCCACCAGAGAGCCAUUUUGGAAUCCGCUGGGAACAGAUAUUUCAAACACAAACAAAAAGCACAGCCAAGUGGAUGUGAGAGAGAGGUGCAAAGAAUUAGAGAGCAAAUAUAGGCUGUAUGGUGAACUUGAAGCAAUCUAUAGCCUUGCUAAGAUCGGAGAGACUAAUCAGACGGGAUCUGGUUCUGCUCUCACCGGUGAAAACUCUCCGGCGACUGUCGAUCUUGCGGUGCCACUCGGUGAUCCUCACGGCCACAAUGAUGGUGCAACUGUUGCUGUUGGGGUUGAUAAUGGUUCAGAAGCCUCCAUCGGAGAAGAAACAACUACAGUGAGGAAAGUUCAUAAGACGAGGAAGACAAAGAGGAAAUUGAAGGAGCAAUUGAAUUCUAUGACCGAGUUCCUUGAGAGCUUGGUGAAGCAGGUAAUGAGUCACCAGGAGAGUCUCCAUAAGAGAUUCUUGGAAGUGCUUGAAAAAAUAGAUAAAGAGAGGAGGGAAAGAGAAGAAGCAUGGAGACGUGAAGAGGCUGAGAAGCACAACAGAGAAGUCAUUGCCAGAGUACGUGAACAGGCUCUGGCUUCGAGAAGAGAAGCAGUCAUUGUUUCGUACAUGGAGAAAAUCACAGGCCAAAGAAUUAAUCUUCCAUCUAGGAGGACCACCCCAUUGUUGUUUCAACAACCUGAGAUUUCAACUGAAGAACCGGCAAGGGAAGUAGCACAACCAAACAUUAAAAUUGACACAAAUAGCAGAUGGCCUAAAAGUGAAGUUGAGGCAUUGAUUCGUGUUCGAAGCGGUGUCGAGGUUAAGUUUCAGGAACCGGGGCCAAAAGGACCUCUUUGGGAAGCGGUUAGUGCUUUAAUGGCUUCUAUGGGUUAUCAGAGGAGUGCAAAAAGGUGCAAAGAAAAAUGGGAGAACAUCAAUAAGUACUUCAGAAAGAGCAAAGACAGUGGGAAAAAGCGUUCGCAGCAGUCUAAAACUUGCUCUUAUUUUGAUCAGUUGGAUCAGUUAUACACCAGAACGCCCAAUAAUGAUCCUUCUUCCUCUUCAGUUAGCAGUGGUUUUGAGGUGCAAAGACAAAGUUAUACAGAGCUCUUAGAGGCCUUUACAGCUGGGGGAGAUGAUGGAAUUGCGCAAACUUUGUCUGGUGGGAACUUUGAUGUCUCUGAGAUGGGCUCUAGUAAAUUUAGAUUUAACGGUAUUGUUGAUGAUAAGUUAGGAUUUGAAGGAGAAGAGCAUGGAACAACAGAGAAUGAAAACCACGAUGAUGAUGAUAAUGAGGACGUGGAAGGUGUCGAAGAAAAAGAGGAUGGUGUUGAUGAAGGAGAUUGAGAAGUAACGAUUGGAUAAGGACAUGAGCUUUUUUGUCUUCAGAAUUUUUCCUUCUUUCGCUGGAAUUUAGCCGUUAAAAGAAUCCGGUUGGAAGUCUUGAAGAAAGCUGAGAGAGCAUAAACGAAAUAAUCAAUUUGUUCUAAAAGGAAAUGGAAAUAGCUCUUGAAAGUUGAAGGCUAUCAGAAAGAGCGGUCCACAUGCAGAUAAUCGUUGAAAGCAAGAUCUUGAUUUCAAUUUCUUUACAAAACUUUCCACCAAUCUUGUUGUCCAUUUCCUGUCCAUAUGAAUCUAUUAGCCAGUUUUAGGACUCGUUUGCUGGAUUUUUUGUCGGCUAGGCCUGUUUAAUUAAGCAGGCUGCUGAUUGGGCUCAAAUUUAAAGCCGCGAAUUGGGCCCAAGUGUGAGUUUGGAUAAAAUAAAAGUUAGGAAAUAAGACAAAGCGGAAAAUGUAGCGUUCUAUUGGCAUUAAAAAUUUGCUAGAUUUUAUCAUUUC